CCUUUUCUCCACUUCAGGCCAGCCCAUGAACCUGGGGUCAGCGGAGGAGGAGCUGAGCUGUCUCUGUGAAGAACUAACAACAGCUCCAGACCCUGAGGCUCUGUUUCAGGCAUCUUCCAAAAUGGCCAGGGUUGUUAGUGAGUACUUCCCUUCCGAACAGGCUACAGACUUUAUUGAGACCACAAUGGAUAGUAUGCUGUCUGCUAACCCCACCUGUGCCACGGCAGCUGGGCUAUGGAUGAAGAUCAUCCUAAAGGAGUGUGGAGAUGCCAUGCUGGACCAGGUGCCAGCUAUCCUGGAUAUAAUAUAUAGCCACAUGUCUAAUAUCCAGGAGGGCAGCUUGAGGCAGUUCCUGCUGGAGGCAGUGCCCAUUCUAGCUCACCAGCACCUAGAGGCAGUGAUCUCCAGCCUCCUCAGCAAACGUCUGCCGAUGGACAGUGACACCACUGAGCUGUGGAGAUCUCUGGGGGGAGACCCCUUGCUUGCCACUCAAGUCCUACAGGUCCUAAUAGAAAAAAUAAAGACGUUAACAAGCCAAGAAGGAAGCGUCACCUCAGAGACUGAAACGGACAGGCAUUUGGCAGUUGCUGAACCUCUCUCAGCAACAUGUGCCAUCUUUGAGGUGGUAUCAGCACUGCAGUCGAGCAAAGCUGUGCAGGAGCUGCUCCCAGAGUUGUUUCCUGUUCUCCUGCAGCAGGUCAGCCGAACUUUAGGCCAAAAGAUGCCUUUGCCAGUGAUCAGCAGUCAGGAGUCAUUCCAAAAAGACCGACAACAUACUGAAGGCAACCCUUGCCGAUUUUCUGUCCAAGCAUUUGAAUCCAUGCUUUCCAAAGUUGGGAAUGUGAGACUGAUGAGAGAACUCAGGGAGCAGGGAACGUGGAUUCUACUUGAAAACCCCCAGACUCACUAUGAGGGAGUGUGUCUGCUGGUGAGAGUUCUGCUAAGAUCUGAACUAGUAACACCUGAGAUCAUCCAGAGCCUCCUCGCCUGGGUGAAUUCCCCGACAGAAAACUAUCGAGUCACCAGCACAGCUUUCCUUGCCCAGCUAAUGAGUGAUCCCAUGCUCAGGGAGAAGAAGUUCCUUAAGAGUGUCUUACGCGUCUUGGAAGAAAGGUCACAGGAUAGGAACAGCAUUGUCCGUCAGAUGGCUGUAAGAGGCCUAGGAAAUAUAGUCGAUGGGGCGCCUCAGAAGGUGAAAAAGCACAAGAAGUUUCUUCUGGACAUACUGAUCCGGGCCUUACAUGACAUUUUCAGUUCUGAAGUCAUUGGCGAGAGCAUGAAUGCACUGGCCAAAGUCCUGAAGACGCUGAAAGAGAAGGACAUCGGUUCUUCCUUCAGAGACCUCACCCAACAGACCCGGACCUACUUUGACGAUGAGGAUGAUGCUCUUCGCUCAGUGGCCUUUGUCCUAUUUGGCAUCCUGGCUCAGUUGACAAAGAAAAAAUGGAAGGCCUAUUUCACCGAGCAGGUUCGAAAGAGCUGGGUCACGCUUCUGCUGCACCUGCAAGACCCAAACCCCCAGGUUUCAAUGAAAUGCAGAGCUACAUUUCACCUCUGUUUCCCGUUUUUGGGACUGAAGAGACUCCAACAUGUGAUUAAUAAGCACCUUGAUGACACAGCCAAGCUGAAUCCUACAGAACUCCAGGAGGACAUUUGCAGACACCUUGCCAAAGAGAAUUUAGAACUGCUGGAGAACUUAUACAAAACCACCCUCACGUACUUCUACAGCAGCUGGGAAGGGAUCCGGGCAGCUGCCGCCAAGUUAGCUGGCAUCAUCCUGGAACACAUAGACAUGCACCUUAUGAAGUGGCUGUACCGGGGAUAUCUGCUGAUGUAUCUCCAGGUCCUAGAGAAAGAUCCAAGUCCCACUGUCCAGCUGGUGGCAACUGAGAUCAUAAGUGACAUCCGUUCUGGUGGAGUGCUUGAGAAAUGAAGCGGAACGGAGACAAACAGAACAAGGCGCUCCAGUAGUAUAAGGGCCCUACCAUUAAUCAAAUGUUAAUCCCACCCCUUGACCCAAUAAGCCCUGCCCACCGGUCAGCAGAAGACCCACCCCGUGGGGUAUUACUUCUGGGGCCAAGGUGGACACAUGACCAGAAGCAAUAUGUGUCAUGUGACCCCUCUAAGAAUUCCUCUCACUGUCCUCUACGAAUCAGGAUGGGUUUCGCCCCAAUAGGAAUGCCCCAAGAGAAGAUUUGACCAAUCAGGGGGAGCUCCGGGGCAGGUGACCUGUCUGGAAGUGAUUUGUGUGACCCCUCUAAGAACUCCUCCCACCGCCGUCUACUGAUCAGGAGGGGUUUCAGCCACUGGGGAUCACCCCAAGAGGAGAUUUGACCAACGAGGGGGAAUUCUGGGGUGGGGUGACCCAUCCAGAAGUGCUUCAUGUGACCCCUCUAAGAACUCCUCCCACCACCCUUUACCAGUUGUGAUGGGUUUCAGCUGCAGAGGACUGCCCCAAGAGGAGAGUUGACCAAAAUAGGGUAGGUUCUCGGAAGGAGUGAACCGUCCAGAAGAGGGUCAUGUGACCCCUCUAAGAACUCUUUCCAAUGUCCUCUGCCAGUCAGAGUGCAGCACAAUCACCCCAUAAAUCCCAGCGCUGGGCAGAGGAGGCCAUCUCUUACCAAGGAGACAUGUUUUAUGAAUUAUGGAAAGGCUGAGAGGAGACAUGGACUCCUUUACCACCCCCCUGAGAACUUGGGACUUUGUUUUAGCCCUGAGGACCUUUGGGCUUGUAUGGAUAAAGCGCUAUAGCAGUGACAGUUCCGAGGUGGGCCCUUUGACUCGACCAUUCAUAAAUACCUCAGAACCCGACCCCGAACCCUCAUGACAGGGCCGGCUCCAGACACCAGCCCACCAGGCACAUGCUUGCGGCGGCCCCUCGGGACAGGGCAGCACUCGGGCUCGACGAUGCCUUUCAAGAGGCCUUUGAGAACUUACACAUCGGUAGCCCUGUCGUUCAUCAGCUGUUUUUGUUCCUGUCUGAGACGCAGAUCUCAAGAGGAAAAUCCGGAAAAGGACAAAAUAGAAAAAUGAACUGGAUCAGAGUCCCUCAUUGUAAGGGUCAUGGUGUCCAUUUUUACAGACAGCUGUCAAAGGUUGUGUUAAACCAGGCAAUUAAUUAAACUUAUUUAAAUGUGUCCAUA
Molecule: messenger RNA, 3143 nt
Organism: Gopherus flavomarginatus (Mexican gopher tortoise)
Lineage: Eukaryota; Metazoa; Chordata; Testudines; Testudinidae
Product: maestro heat-like repeat-containing protein family member 2B
Exons: 15
Coding region: 26-1933 (635 amino acids)
Cellular component (GO): cytoplasm
Source: RefSeq, a predicted model, not a curated record